CCUAAACAAACACCAAUUCCCGGCUCAGUUCAGCAAACAUGUCGUGUUGGUUAUUUUUCUUUUAACGUGUUCCAGAUCCUGUUGGAGGAAAAUUUACUGAAAAAAGACGAAUAGUUUUCUUUUUUUUGGAUUAAAGGAGGAGUUAUAGGUGUGUAUCUAAUAGGUAAUCGGCGAAAGGCCUUCCUUGCCUCACCUUUACACACAAAAGUAGUUUGUGUUUGUAAAGACAAAAGGGGGGUUUAGAGCCUCUCCCCUCCACCAGACGCGCCUCCUCGCCCGCCUCGCAUCAUCCAGUCGGUCUCCGCCCCACCGCUCCAUCAUCAGCUCACAUCCAGAGAAAAGAAAAAGAAACGACGGGAGCAGGAGGAAUCACGUCGGUGGAAAUAAAGAACCAUGAAGGACCGCAUGCAGGAACUUAGACAUGGCAAGGAGACGACGGAGGAAGAGGAUGAAGUCGCUGUGGGCAUGGACAAAGGCUUUAUGGAUGAAUUCUUUGAACAGGUAGAGGAGAUCCGAGGUUUUAUCGAGUCCCUGGCAGAGAACGUUGAAGAGGUGAAGAGGAAGCACAGCGCCAUCCUUGCCUCCCCUAACCCCGAUGAGAAGACCAAAGCCGAACUUGAGGAUCUAAUGGCAGACAUCAAGAAACUGGCCAACAAAAUACGCUCUAAAUUAAAGAGUAUUCAGCAAACCAUUGAGCAAGAAGAGGGUCAGAACAGGUCGUCAGCUGACCUAAGGAUACGCAAAACACAGCACUCCACACUAUCACGGAAGUUCGUCGAGGUGAUGUCAGAGUACAACACCACCCAGUCAGAUUACAGGGAGCGAUGCAAGGGCCGCAUUCAAAGACAGCUGGAGAUUACUGGCAGAAACACAACAAAUGAGGAGCUAGAAAGCAUGUUAGAGAGUGACAACCCGGCUAUCUUUACCUCGGGGAUAAUUAUGGACAAUAUCACCCAACAAGCGAUGAAUGAGAUCGAGACACGCCACAAUGAGAUUAUCAAGCUGGAGAACAGCAUCAGAGAACUUCACGACAUGUUCAUGGAUAUGGCCAUGUUAGUGGAGAGCCAGGGGGAAAUGAUAGACCGCAUAGAGUACAAUGUGGAGCACUCAGUAGACUAUGUGGAGAGGGCAGUAUCAGACACUAAGAAGGCGGUUAAAUACCAGAGUAAAGCCCGGAGGAAGAAAAUUAUGAUCCUUAUAUGCUGUGUGGUUUUGGGAAUUGUCAUCGCUUCCAUAGUUGGAGGAACUCUGUCUUAAACCUCCACCACCAUCGCACAGAAACACACACACACACACAGUCACAAAGCUACACACACGCACACAUAAACACUGGCAAAACCAGAACAGAGCAGUUAUCAGUUUCCUGUUUGGAGAAAUUGCAGUGCAGGACAUGUUUAGCAUGAGAUGUGUCACAUACUGAUGCAUUCUACACACAGUGUACAGGGCCAGAGGUGUUCUCGCUUGAGUUGCUAUUUUGUAAAUGUGUGGUGCUGCAAAUUGUUCAUCUGGUGUUGUCAAGGGUAUAAUGUUUCUUAAAAUGGGACGUUAUGAAAAUGAUACGUAAAGUUAUUCUUAGACAUUCCAAAUUGCAAGUAUGACACUACUUUGUAAUAUCUGUUUUGUGUUGUACAAGCAAAGUGACGGGUCACUCAUCCGCAGUGUUUUCAGAGACAAUAUUUUGCAUAUUUACUUAUUUGAGGUUUUGGAGUCUUUUGAAAUAUUUUAUCCUAGCUUCCUUCGAAGCCCUGCAUGGUUUAGUUCACUGUAAAGUGUUGUUUUGUGUUCAAAAGCAAGAGGGAACAACAAAAAGAAAGCAAACCCUAUACAGGUGUUAAUGUUUUGCUUGUUGAAUCAUCACACUGCCAAACUUCUUUUGUUUUACUAUUUUUUUAUACAUAGCUGAAGCAAUCUGACCAAACUGAUGUGGCUCUCUGUAUGCAUGUAUGUUUAAAAACAUAAUGUUCUGUAGCUUCUUGUCUGAAUGUGGACCAUCGAGUCACACUGGAGUGUUGGUGGUUAGCCAUCUGUGUCUUUAUUUUUUAACUGAUACAAAGCUUUCUAACACUGCCAGUCAGCUCCACUAAGCUAACCAGAGUCUAACCUAGCUAAAUGAAAUGAAUACAGUGCCUUGCGAAAGUAUUCGGCCCCUUUGAACUUUUCAACCUUUUGCCACAUUUCAGGCU
This is a messenger RNA of Girardinichthys multiradiatus, 2183 nucleotides long. RefSeq names its product syntaxin-1A-like. Gene Ontology annotation, molecular function: SNARE binding; SNAP receptor activity. The transcript is spliced from 10 exons. NCBI's taxonomy places the organism in Eukaryota, Metazoa, Chordata, Actinopteri, Cyprinodontiformes, Goodeidae. Bases 394 to 1257 code for a protein of 287 amino acids. Gene Ontology annotation, biological process: synaptic vesicle fusion to presynaptic active zone membrane; exocytosis; intracellular protein transport. The record is from RefSeq and is a predicted model, not a curated record. Gene Ontology annotation, cellular component: SNARE complex; presynaptic active zone membrane; plasma membrane.